UCACGCUGGAGACAGCGAUGCUCACACCACUCGACAAGACCGUCAACGCAAACUAAGUCCAAACAGGUUUCACGAUGCUGCUAUUCCUCUGCAACUCCACUAGAGGCAAACAUUCCCUCCUCGGUUUGGCUCAGCUUCUGUUUGUCACUCUCUGUCUCCACUGCAUUUAUGGGGCUACUCUCCGAGAGCACCGACUCAGGGAGAGUGAAUCAGAACCGCAGCAGUCACCUAAUGCUGACAUGAUCAAAGCCUUGGAGUACAUUGAAAGCCUUCGUCAGAGAACAGACUCACAGGAGAAGCCGCUUCUCCCCAACGCCGAUCGCCACUUGGAUGAUGCUCAGAAGACGCACGCCACUCUAAGACUGGCUGCUGACCCGAUACACGCUGAUAAUGACGGAGACAACACAGAUGAGGAAAGGAGCGAGGAUAACAGUGAGGAACUGCUCCAAGCCGUACUCAGCACUCUGCAGCAGACCGAAAAGGCAUCCAAGCCCACUCAGCCUCGUCCUUCCUCGCUGGGGGGUGCUGACCGGAAGAGUGGUGUGUACGCCAAAGUGCCGGAACAACGGGGUAUCAUGCCUCACAAGAAGAUGCCCUUAAUGUUUGAGGAGGAUGAAGAAGGGGAGGGUGAUGAAGAGGAGGGGGAGGAUGAUCACGAGAACCCUUUCAAACGCACCAAUGAGAAUGUUGAGGAGAAGUACACGCCUCAAAACCUUGCAACGCUGCAGUCAGUCUUUGACGAAUUGGACAAGUUUACUAAUCAAAAGAUGACAAACAAACGACAGGAAGAGGACGACGAUGCGCAGAAUGAAGAGGAAGAAGAAGAAGGAGAAGAUCUGUUCAAUCUAAGAAAUGUGGUAUAUGAUGACGAAGGAGAGGACCUUACAGACUGGGGUCCUGGAGAGCAAGGGGAGGAAGAGGAGGAGGAGGAGGACAAACAUCAGUUGGACAGGAGCCUCGAUUAUGUCGAUGAUGAGGAAGAGCAGGAUGAGGAUGAAAGGUAUCCAGUUAGGAGGUCAAAUGAUCCAGACCAGGUCGACUACUACCUUCUCAAGGUGUUAGAGAGAACUGAAGAGGAGGAGCAGAAGCGAGCAAUAGAAGAAGAAGAGAACAAGAGGGCUGAGAGGCGAGUAACUCAAUACAGAGAUAACAUUGACCCACGAGUUAUCUAUCAGCUCAUUCAAAUCUCACGGAAAUACCAAAUCCCACCUGAGGAUCUCCUGGAUAUGCUCAAGACAGGAGAAACAACUAGUCAAUGGAAGGCCCAAGAGAGCAGAGACAAAAACAAAUUGUGGAAGACAUCCUCAAAGAAGAUCUACAAGAUUCCCCAAACUAAAUUCUACAGCAGACGUCUUCCUGUCAGAAAGAACAGCCCCAAAAACCUGCAGAGGGAAGCCAUCCUCAACAUCCUGGGGUUGGGCAAUGCGCAGAACCGAGAUCCAACUCCCGUCUGGAAGCCGUACAGAAGCCCUGCGUCACGACUUCACGCUCUGACAGCGGGGCGCCCGGGGGACGACGCUCCCACGCAGCGACGUUUCCCUCCCAGUAAGUCAAAGGACUAUGACGACACAACAGACGGCGAACUGGCGGCGUAUCUGGCGUCUCAGAUGCUGGCGCGCUAUCCCGGCCCAGCGUACCACUACGGCAAGGCCGGCCAAAAGCGGGACGAGGCGGGGCAGAACGCGGCAGACUCGUUUGAACAGGCCAUGCAGGAUUAUUUGGAUCAAAUGGACUCGAGUAAGGUGCUGAAUAAAAAGAGACAGUCUGAGGAUGGCGAGAGAGGCUUUGAUAACGAGGCUGUGAUGAAACUGAUGAGCUACUUCAACCCAGAAAGUGAGGACAGUGAGAGUGAAGCCAAGGCGGAAAAUGGCAUAUGAAUCAAGUGGCAGAUAUGAAUCAUAAAUAGGUGCAUCUCAAUAAAUUAGAAUAUCGUACAAAAGUUCUUUUAUUUCAGUUCAAAAGGCCAAACUCCAGUAUUGCGUAAAUAGGACACAGGAAAACUCUUUUCAAAGAAUUCUAACCAAUUGAAAAUGUGUAGGUAACAUACUGUAAUAUUCAAAUUUCUCUAGAUCAUCAGAAAAUAUAUUAUAUAUGUGUAUAGUGAAUUUGUAUACAGUACACCUGCUAAAAUCAAUUAAGUUUCACAACAAUAUUCUAAUUUAUGUUCGAGAUGCAC
This is a messenger RNA of Syngnathus typhle (broad-nosed pipefish), 2176 nucleotides long. It is a transcript of the gene scg2a, whose product is annotated as secretogranin II a. The record is from RefSeq and is a predicted model, not a curated record. Gene Ontology annotation, cellular component: secretory granule. Bases 75 to 1877 code for a protein of 600 amino acids. NCBI's taxonomy places the organism in Eukaryota, Metazoa, Chordata, Actinopteri, Syngnathiformes, Syngnathidae. The transcript has 2 exons.